AUUUUGGUUAAAGGGGAAUCCCGCCAUCCAGUAACAUCUAAAAGAUACCAAGCAUGUUUGGUGGUGGCCAACAGCCACCGACACAAGGAGGUGGUGGGUUUACAUUUGGUAAUACUGCUACACCUUCCACACAAGCAUCAACCGCUGGGGGAUUUAAGUUUGGGACACCAUCUGCGGCAUCAACACCUGCUGCGACAGGCUUCAAUUUUGGUCAACAAACCAGCGCUGCCAACACUGCAUCAACAGGAUUCUCAUUUGGGACAGCUGGUACUCAGGGCACAACUGCUAGCUCUGCUGGCACUACUGCAGCUCCAACUGGCCUCGGAGCAGGUUUCAACUUCAACACUGCAACAGCGAACACAUCAGCCACAGGAAUUCGCCAGCCAACAGCCACUGCUUCACCAUUUAACUUCGCCAACACGAUAAGCUCCACCACUGCGCCAGCUACCACAGGUACACCUGGACUUCUUAGUACUCCAGUAAAUCAAUCAACUGGACUUACCCUUGGUAGCAGCACUGCUGCUCCUAGCUUGGCACUUGGUGGCAGCUCUGCUGCUCCCAGUCUGACACUUGGUGGAAGCACUGCUGCACCUGGCCUAACACUUGGUGGAAACACUGCUGCGCCUGGCCUGACACUUGGUGGCAGCACUGCUGCACCUGGUCUGACACUUGGUGGCAGCACUGCUGCGCCUGGCCUGACACUUAGUGGCAGCACUGCUGCACCUAGUCUGACACUUGGUAGCAGCACUCCAGCUUCUACAGGCCUGAAACUUGGAGGCAGUAAUGCUGCACCAGGCUUGACACUUGGCAGUGCUGGUACACCUGGCUUGACACUUGGCAGUGUUGGUACACCUGGUUUGACACUUGGCAGUGUUGGUACACCUGGUUUGACACUUGGCAGUGUUGGUACACCUGGCUUGACUCUUGGCAGCACUCCUGCUUCUACCGGUCUCACUCUUGGUGGCAGCACUGCUGUAUCCACAGGUCUGACAUUAGGAGGGAGCACACAAGCUUCUACAGGCCUGACACUAGGGGUUAGUACUGCAGCAAGCACAGGACUGAAAUUGCCAUCAACAUCAGCUGCUACAACUUCGGCUGCUACGGGAUUGACUCUCCAGGGAUCUUCAGCACCAAAGACUACAGUACAAGGAUUCACAGCACCAACAGGAGCGACAGCUACAACAGCUACACAGAAACAGAUUACAUAUCAGCAACUGGAGGACAACAUCAACAAAUGGAUGUCAGAGCUGGAUAAACAGGAGAAGGACUUCCUGGAGCAAGCCACACAGGUCAACGGUUGGGACCGGUUACUUAUAGACAAUGGCGAGAAGAUUUCUGCCUUGAACAGUGAUAUGGAGCGAGUGAAGAUCGACCAACAGAAACUUGACCAUGAGCUGGACUUUAUCAAGUCCCAACAGCAAGAACUAUCUGACCUUUUGACCCCACUGGAGAAGUCUGUUGAACAGCAGCCCAACAUCAACUUUCAACAGCAUGCUGACUUGGAACGGGAGCAUACGUAUCAGUUGGCAGAGAAUGUGGAUGCCCAGUUGAAGCGAAUGGUGCAGGACUUGAAAGAGAUUAUAGACCACCUCAACAUGACCAACUCUAACCAGGAUAACUCUGACCCGACACAACAAAUAACAAAAAUUUUAAACUCGCACAUGGAUUCCUUACAAUGGAUUGAUCAAAAUACAGCUCUUCUGGGUAGAAAAGUGGACGAUAUUUCUAAACAAAUGGAGAUGCAAAGAAAAGAACAAGAACGCAACUUUAGAUUGGUUUAUAAUUGAAUAUCAACAAGAAUGUAACUUUAAAUUGGUUUAUCAUUGAAUAUCAACUGUUUCACUGGAGAAUUUACAGAUAAUAUCAUUAGUCAUGGAGAAAGGAAAAUAAAAUCAAAUGUCAAGGCUUAUGGUCAUUUUCUGACCAUACACUGAAGAGGAAGCUAUCAAUACCAUUUCUCUAGGACUGAGAUUGAGUUUAAUAUUAGACAUCUACUAUGGAGUUUAUUACUCAACAUUCAGUCUGAUAUUAAGUGAACGGUGAGGAAUUAAGAGGGAAAAGUGAAGACACUUUCCAUUGUUUACUUCUGAAUCCUUUAAAUUUAUCAGAUGCUACUGUGUGAAACUGAAAUGAAAGAUCGUUAAAAAAUGACCAGACUGAAAUAGUUGUCAGUAGAAAAUCGUCACAUAAGAUUGAUAUGUUUAUAUAUACAAGGUUACAAGACUUUUACUUUGACUGUGAAGCUUUAUUACAUUAAUAAAUCUUUCUGUGUAAAUAGAAUGUUUACUGUACCA
Molecule: messenger RNA, 2294 nt
Organism: Ylistrum balloti
Lineage: Eukaryota; Metazoa; Mollusca; Bivalvia; Pectinida; Pectinidae
Product: nuclear pore glycoprotein p62-like
Exons: 10
Coding region: 54-1787 (577 amino acids)
Biological process (GO): RNA export from nucleus; protein import into nucleus
Cellular component (GO): nuclear pore central transport channel; nuclear pore
Molecular function (GO): phospholipid binding; structural constituent of nuclear pore
Source: RefSeq, a predicted model, not a curated record